Molecule: messenger RNA, 3103 nt
Organism: Mercenaria mercenaria
Lineage: Eukaryota; Metazoa; Mollusca; Bivalvia; Venerida; Veneridae
Product: ribonucleoside-diphosphate reductase large subunit-like
Exons: 19
Coding region: 107-2503 (798 amino acids)
Biological process (GO): deoxyribonucleotide biosynthetic process; DNA replication
Cellular component (GO): ribonucleoside-diphosphate reductase complex
Molecular function (GO): ATP binding; ribonucleoside-diphosphate reductase activity, thioredoxin disulfide as acceptor
Source: RefSeq, a predicted model, not a curated record
GAUCACCGAAAUUAUUCGGCGGGAAACAGUCGUCAUCACUAGUUGGCGCCGUUUUUGAGAUUGUUUGCUGUUGGAAAACGGAACAAAGAAGCUUUAGAAAGUCAAGAUGUUUGUAUUAAAGAGAGAUGGCAGAAAAGAAAAGGUCAUGUUUGACAAGAUUACUUCUCGUAUACAGAAACUUUGUUAUGGGCUUCAUCCAGAGUUUGUUGAUCCAGCCCAGAUAACCUUGAAGGUGAUAUCGGGUUUGUACCAAGGUGUGACUACAGUAGAGCUUGACAACUUAGCUGCCGAGACUGCUGCUACCAUGACAACCAAACAUCCUGAUUACGCCCACCUAGCAGCUAGAAUUGCUGUGUCCAACUUGCAUAAAGAGACUAAGAAAGUCUUCAGUGAUGUAAUGGAUGAUCUGUAUAAAUGGGUGAAUCCUAAAACAAAGAAGCACUCCCCAAUGAUCUCGGAGGAAAUUCACAAAAUUAUUGUGAAUAAUGCAGAGAGGCUGAACUCUGCUAUCAUCUACGAUCGGGACUAUACAUACAAUUAUUUUGGAUUCAAGACACUGGAGAGGUCGUACUUGCUCAAGAUUGAUGGUCAAGUGGUCGAGCGUCCCCAACACAUGUUGAUGAGAGUGUCUGUCGGUAUUCAUCAUGAAGAUGUAGAUGCUGCAAUAGAGACGUACAAUUUGUUAUCAGAGAAAUGGUUUACCCAUGCUUCACCGACACUGUUCAAUGCUGGUACUACAAGACCUCAACUUUCCAGUUGUUUCCUGUUGACGAUGCAUUCAGACAGUAUAGAGGGUAUAUAUGACACAUUGAAACAGUGUGCUCUCAUUUCCAAGUCUGCUGGUGGUAUAGGACUCAAUGUGCACAAUAUACGUGCUUUUGGAAGUUACAUAGCUGGGACAAAUGGCACAUCAAAUGGCUUGCUACCAAUGCUGAGGGUGUUUAACAAUACUGCGAGAUAUGUUGAUCAAGGAGGAAACAAAAGGCCUGGUGCUUUUGCUAUAUACCUUGAGCCUUGGCAUGCAGAUAUAUUCACAUUCUUGGACUGCCGUAAGAACACCGGAAAGGAAGAACAGAGAGCUAGGGAUCUGUUCUAUGCCCUAUGGAUACCAGAUCUGUUCAUGAAGAGAGUUGAGGCCAAUGCCGAUUGGACACUGAUGUGCCCAGCAGAAUGUGCGAAUCUUCAGGAAUGUUGGGGAGAGGAGUUCGAGAAAUUAUAUGAAAGUUAUGAGAAAGAAGGGAAGGGCAGAAAGACGGUAAAAGCUCAGCAGUUGUGGUACGCCAUCAUUGAGGCACAAACAGAGACUGGUACCCCGUACAUGUUGUUUAAGGACCAUUGUAAUCGAAAGUCCAAUCAGCAGAACCUUGGAACCAUCAAAUGUAGUAAUUUAUGUACAGAAAUUGUGGAAUAUAGCAGUAAAGAUGAGGUGGCAGUGUGCAAUUUGGCAUCGAUAGCUCUGAACAUGUAUGUCCGUCCAGACAAGACCUAUGACUUUGAAAAGUUAAAAGAAGUUACAAAAGUGAUAGUUCGGAAUCUCAACAAGAUCAUCAAUAUCAACUACUAUCCAGUACCAGAGGCAGAAAGAUCCAAUAUGAGACAUCGCCCUAUUGGUAUAGGUGUGCAGGGGCUUGCAGAUGCCUUCAUUUUGAUGCGUUACCCAUUUGAGAGCCCAGAAGCCCAACAACUGAACAAGGACAUCUUUGAGACAAUUUAUUACGCUGCGCUGGAUGCAAGCUGUGAAUUGGCAGAGAAGUUGGGACCUUAUGAGACUUACCAGGGUUCUCCAGUUAGCAAAGGAAUUUUACAGCAUGAUAUGUGGGGUGUGAAAGAUACAGACAGGUUAGAUUGGCCAAGUCUCAGAGCCAGGAUUGCAAAACAUGGUGUUAGGAACAGUUUAUUACUUGCUCCGAUGCCUACAGCGUCCACAGCUCAGAUCCUUGGAAACAAUGAAUCUAUUGAGGCAUACACUAACAACAUUUACACGCGUAGAGUGCUGUCUGGAGAAUUUCAGAUUGUGAAUCACCACAUGUUGAAGGACUUAACAGAGAUGGGCCUGUGGAACGAGGAUAUGAAGAACUUGAUGAUUGCCCAUGGUGGCUCUAUACAGAAUAUUGACGGUAUUCCUGAUGACAUAAAGAGUUUAUACAAGACAGUUUGGGAAAUAUCCCAGAAGACAGUGCUCAAAAUGGCUGCAGAUCGUGGGGCCUAUAUUGAUCAGAGCCAGUCACUUAAUAUCCACGUUGCUGAACCUAACUAUGGCAAAUUAACCAGCAUGCACUUCUAUGCCUGGAAACUGGGUUUGAAAACUGGCAUGUAUUACUUGAGAACAAAACCUGCAGCACAGGCCAUUCAGUUCACUGUGGAUAAAACAAAACUGGCUCAGAUGAACAAAGCAAAGGAUGAGACCAAAAGCGAUGUAGCAGAGGUUAAACAGGAAGAGAACAUGUCAGCCAUGGUGUGCUCGCUGCAGAACAAAGACGAGUGCUUGAUGUGUGGAUCUUAAUUUUCCAGUGUUAUACCUGAUAAAAAAGAUCUGUUGAUGAAACUCUUAUGUAAAGUGCUUUAUGUUAACAUUCAUUAGAGAUUGUUUUCAAGUCUGUAAUCAUUUAUACUCGUUAAUUCAUGUUUUAAGAAGUGAAACUUGGUAAUAACUUUAAUUUAUUCUCUGUAAAUUGCCAAGAUGCUUUUCUUGUAUCCAUUUUACAGAUCUUCUCCACAAAUACUUGUCUUUUUUCUUCAUACAAGAUUGCAUGUACAUUAUGCAUUGUUAAAAUCUGUUUCAAAUAAAUUUUGUUAUUAAAACAGUAGCCUUACACUUUAAUACAUUAAAUUUUGAUGAAAUACCGGUGUUUAUCAGUGUUUAAGGCAAUGCAUACUAAAAUGUUUUACUUUAAAUAUCUUUAAAUAUAAAGUGCUUUUUGACAUGUGCUGUAUAUUUAGUGUUAAAUGUGUCCGAUUGCCAUAUAUCUAUAAUCUGUUGUGAAAUUGUGUUUAACUAUUUAUUAGAGGAAUAUACUGUUUUAGGUAUUGCGUAGGGGAAGAUGAGUUAGAUUUUUCUUAAUAUAUACUAAAUAUCAUGUUCAAAUAAAUUGAUAAAAUGCAA